Messenger RNA from Molossus molossus (Pallas's mastiff bat), 1861 nucleotides. It is a transcript of the gene LPCAT2, whose product is annotated as lysophosphatidylcholine acyltransferase 2. Gene Ontology annotation, cellular component: endoplasmic reticulum. Lineage: Eukaryota; Metazoa; Chordata; Mammalia; Chiroptera; Molossidae. The record is from RefSeq and is a predicted model, not a curated record. The transcript is spliced from 14 exons. The coding region runs from base 16 to 1650 and encodes 544 amino acids. Gene Ontology annotation, molecular function: calcium ion binding; 1-acylglycerophosphocholine O-acyltransferase activity.
AGGUCCGGCUCCGCUAUGAGCCGGUGCGCCGAGGCGGCGGCCGUGGCGGCCACGGUGCCGGGCGCGGGCGUCGGGAACGCGGGGCUGCGGCCACCGAUGGUGCCCCGUCAAGCGUCCUUCUUCCCACCGCCCGUGCCCAACCCCUUCGUGCAGCAGACGCGGAUGGGCGCAGCGAGGCGCAUCCAGAGUUUUUUUCUCGGAAUUAUCCUGGUUCCAGUUCGUGCCUUAUUGCUUGCAUUCGUUUUGUUACUGGCGUGGCCAUUUGCUGCAAUUUCAACAAUGUGCUGUCCUGAAAAGCUGACCCAUCCAAUAACUGGUUGGAGGAGGAAAAUUGCACAACCCGUCUUGAAGUUGCUGGGUCGUGCCAUGUUCUUCUCGAUGGGGUUUGCAGUCCGUGUGAAAGGGAAGAUUGCAAGCCCGGCGGAAGCACCGAUUUUUGUCGUUGCCCCUCACUCGACCUUCUUUGAUGGGAUCGCCUGUGUCGUGGCGGGGUUGCCCUCCAUGGUUUCUCGCAAUGAGAACGUGCAGGUGCCUCUGAUCGGCACACUGUUACGGGCUUUGCAGCCGGUGUUGGUAUCCCGCGUGGACCCGGAUUCCCGAAAAAACACAAUAAAUGAAAUAAUAAGGCGAGCAACCUCCGGAGGGGUAUGGCCCCAGAUACUAGUUUUCCCAGAAGGUACUUGUACUAAUCGCUCCUGUUUGAUUACUUUUAAACCAGGAGCCUUCAUCCCAGGGGUGCCCGUGCAGCCCGUCCUGCUCCGGUACCCGAACAAGCUGGAUACUGUGACUUGGACAUGGCAAGGAUAUACAUUCAUUCAGCUCUGUGUGCUCACCUUCUGCCAGCCCUUCACGAGGGUGGAAGUUGAGUUCAUGCCUGUUCAAGCCCCGAAUGAUGAAGAAAAAAGAGAUCCUGUCCUUUUUGCUGGUAGAGUCCGGACUUUGAUGGCUGAAGCGCUGGAUAUCCCAGUGACGGAUCACACCUAUGAAGACUGCAGACUGAUGAUCUCAGCGGGACAGCUCACACUGCCCAUGGAAGCCGGGCUGGUGGAAUUUACCAAAAUCAGCCGGAAAUUGAAAUUGGAUUGGGAUGGUAUCCGCAAGCAUUUGGAUGAAUAUGCAGCUAUUGCGAGUUCCUCGAAAGGAGGAAGAAUUGGAAUUGAAGAAUUUGCAGAGUAUUUGAAGUUGCCUGUUUCUGAUGUGCUGAGACAACUUUUUACGCUCUUUGACAGGAACCACGACGGCAGCAUCGACUUCCGGGAGUAUGUGAUCGGCCUGGCUGUCCUGUGCAACCCCGCCAACACGGAGGAGAUCAUCCAGGUGGCAUUUAAGCUCUUUGAUUUGGAUGAGGAUGGCUACAUAACCGAGGAUGAGUUUUCCACAAUUCUGCAGGCUUCCCUCGGGGUGCCUGACCUUGACGUUUCUGGUCUCUUCAAGGAAAUAGCCCAGGGGGAUUCUAUCUCCUACGAGGAAUUUAAAAGUUUUGCCUUAAAGCAUCCAGAAUAUGCGAGGAUAUUUACGACGUACUUAGACCUCCAGGCGGGCUAUGUGUUUUCAUUGCCAGAGCAAGGCCAGGCAGCUCCCUCCAUCACAAGUAAUAAAGUCAGUCCUGAGAAUCACAACGGGGGUCCCUCAGACAAGAAAGACGACUGAACGCAAGUGUUCCCGAAGGAGAACGAACUGGCUUCUCCCUGAAAUCAUGAAGGCAUUUACUGAUAGUAUUGUAAAUACGAUUUCUUGAGUAAUGAUGAUGUAUAAAAUGGAAAGCUUUGCCCUGGCCAGGUGGUUCAGUUGGUUGGAGCACCGUCCCGUGCACCAAAUGGUUGUGGGUUCGAUCCCUGGCCGAGGCAUGUGUGGGAGGCCA